Molecule: messenger RNA, 399 nt
Organism: Balearica regulorum gibbericeps (East African grey crowned-crane)
Lineage: Eukaryota; Metazoa; Chordata; Aves; Gruiformes; Gruidae
Source: RefSeq, a predicted model, not a curated record
CUCUCCCUCCAGCGCUCCAGCAGCUUCAAGGACUUUGCCAAGUCCAAAGUCAGCUCCCCUGUGCCGAGCGAGAAGGAGUUCAACCUGGAGGAGAACAUCCCCGAGGAUGAGUCCAGCAGCGCCAGCCCUGAUGAUGCUGCACGGAGCAGCGGGAUGAAGCUGGGCAAGAAGUGGCGGGCCGUCAUCUCCCGCACCAUGAACCGCAAGAUGGGCAGGAUGGCCGUGAAAGCCCUGGCCGAGGGGAAGAAAGGGGACAUCAUCGGCAUCAUCGAGAAGCCGCCCGUGGGCACCUGGACCGGGCUGCUCAACAACAGGGUGGGCUCCUUCAAGUUCAUCUAUGUGGACGUGAUCCCCGAGGAGACAGCCCCUGCCCGCAAGAGCCGGGGCCCCGGCAAGAGC